UAUUAAGACACGAGUUUGACGAUUGGACAUGCUCGGACGAGCUUAGGCUAAGCGCGUAUAAAAAGGUAUUCACUCAACCUUGCACACACAGUUAUUUUGAGUUGUUUUUCCGUGAAAGUUGAGUUAGCGGGAUCUAACGAACACUUUCCAGAUCACAUCCCAUCAUGAAGAAGACAGCGUGUUUUGCCUUACUUUCUCUCCUGGGUUUUGUUGCUUCUGCUCAGUUUGUGGGUACUGUUCAUCCAAGUCUUCAAAAGCGUGGACAGAGUUUUCUGACAACAAUGCCAGCAACAACAACAGCUAAUCCUAUGCCCUCUACAACCAUUUCUUUAUCACCGCAAACUUCUAUUAGUGUUCAUCACACCAUCGUUCGAAACAAACCUGCUUAUCCUUAUCCUUAUACAGAUUCUCCUUUACAAACUGAUGGCGCUGAAGACACCAGUUAUUAUUACACAUAUGAAGAUGUCUCUGAAGAAUCCAGCAAUAAAGUCACCAGCACACUUAGCCCAGAAACUACGACUUCCACAGCCAAGCCUACAAUAAAAAGUUUUUGGAACAGCCAAAAAGCUCUUUUAGACGCUAGAAGGAAGGAAAGUUCUCAGAAAUACAUUUCUACUUAUAAUCGAGAAACUAAAAGUGAGAAUAAACCCAAAAUCGAAUUCAAAGUAAGAGAGAAACCGAAAUUUGGUCUUGCCAAUAAAAAGAAAGAGUCAUUGCUUAUUGCGGAUGUCAAGAAAGAGGAAUCAAAGGCUCAAACUAAGCCAAAUUCAAGUACUAAAGUAGCGAAAAACAAUGUUGAGGCUAAUUUAUCAGAUCAGAAGAAUCCAGGGAAAGAUGUAACUACAAAAGAACCAAUGAAAAGUAAUAGUAAUCUUAUAACAAAUCAAAUCGUUGGGAGGGUUGGGGAACUUCCCAUUCAGAACAAUCUGUCACCUCAAAUACAGUCACCUGUUAGAGCUCAGAGCACAAUUAUAAACAGCUAUGGGGGAAACAGGCCAAGCAAGUUUGAUGAAUCAAUUGGAAAUACUCAGUUUGUUGAUAACUCGCAACAGCACCAAGCUUUAUUACAAGCCCUUAAUCAAGCUACUUUACGAAACAAUAGAAAUCAACAACCACUUCUUAAUUUCAAUCAACAACAGCCUCUGCUCAAUUUGAACCAACAACAACAGCAGUUGCUUAACCUCAAUCAACAACCGCGCAACCAACCCCAACAGCUCAGUCAGCAGCCAUUUGUGAAUCCGGUAAGACAGCAACCUGUAAAUGCAUUUAUUGCUACAAGUCCUGCCAUAAAUACAGCUGGAAGGUCAGCAGAUAUUACUGGGAAUACUAAUUCCCAAGCUUCGAGCCUGCUGUCUCGUCUAGGUGCCUUGGGUCUUAAUUUAGGUGGUGGAGGAGGAAGUUUAAGUCAAGGUUUGAUAAUGGGUAGAGAUGGUGGUGGUCAAGGUAAUGGUUUUACUUUAAAUCUUGGACCUAUACCUGAUCCUUUGACAUUCCUAUUGCAGUUACUGUCAUUAAUACCAAGACCACUUCUAGAUCUGAAUGGAAGAAUAUUUUUUGGUAUUGAAUUAGGUAAAAAUGCAGGAAUUGUUGCAGGGUCUGCGGGUAAGCCAGGAGCAUAUAAUGGCUGAAAGAGUUUAGGUACUUUUAUAUAUCAAAUAGGAAAUUGAACUGUGAUAUGUAAAGAGGAUGAACAUAUGAUAUUUAAAAUUUUAGGCGUUAUUUGGACAUCAGUUCAUGGGCAAAAGCAUAAAGGAAAAAAGCUUCAUCCUAUUCCAAACGCUUAGAACAACACUGCGCAUUUUAUUUUUGCAUGGCCACCAAUGAUGCGUUGUGGAUUGCCCCAAAUGGUAAGAAAACUGAGGAACCAAAGUUGAAAACUGUUUGCGAGAGAGACUUUUGGCGAAACAGUAUUUUGGGCUGUUAUGAAUGAAUAAUGUUUCCAUGAAAUAAUUUAAUUGUAUACAUUAUUUAAUAGAUAGUCCAGUUUAAUUAUCAUCGUGAUUAAUUAAAAUUAAAUUAAUUUCUCUUUUAAAAAUCAUCUCAUUUUUAACCAAUAGUUGAAAUUCACAUCUGAUUUUCACACUUAAAAUAGGCUAUAGUGUUAAUGUGAUUUAUAAUCCAAAUUUCAACGGAUAUUUUUUUAAAUGUAGGACCAAAAUAUUUGUAAUGACUAUGAGAUAUCAUUUUGUACCUGUACAUAAAUCCAUUGAAUGUAUAUAAGUUUAGCCAUAUGUUGUACAGUGUAGAAUAUUUGUAAUUAGUUCAUCUAUUUUUAAAUAAAAUUGUUGGUAAAACUUUAA
Molecule: messenger RNA, 2300 nt
Organism: Stegodyphus dumicola
Lineage: Eukaryota; Metazoa; Arthropoda; Arachnida; Araneae; Eresidae
Source: RefSeq, a predicted model, not a curated record